AUGGCAACUACCAGACCAGCAAACUUGUCCUUGGUCAUGCCUCGCAUGCUUUUAAUGUGGCGCUUGAUACGGGUCUCCCACAGCCCCUCAAUAGUAUUAGUAUGUGUUCCCGCUACCAGGUCUACAAAGUUGAGGCUACCAAUGUUCUCGAGAGUAUGUUGCUUGCUGCCACGUUCACAAACGUACGUAGCGAACAUGUCGGACAUAAUCUUAUGUCUACUUUGCUCGUUUGUCGUAUACGAUCCGUCCAAACCAUCCUCCAUGGCGGCCUCUAUUGUAUUUACGCUUCUUGGCCAGGCUAGUCUUGUCAAUCUCCACUAUGUGACCGUCACCUCCAAUCUACACGCACGAUACCAGCAAGGUUAG
This is a messenger RNA of Phytophthora infestans T30-4, 366 nucleotides long. RefSeq lists its product as uncharacterized. Bases 1 to 366 code for a protein of 121 amino acids. The record is from RefSeq and is a predicted model, not a curated record. The transcript is spliced from 5 exons. NCBI's taxonomy places the organism in Eukaryota, Oomycota, Peronosporomycetes, Peronosporales, Peronosporaceae.